Messenger RNA from Drosophila melanogaster (fruit fly), 342 nucleotides. RefSeq lists its product as uncharacterized. The transcript is spliced from 2 exons. The coding region runs from base 49 to 231 and encodes 60 amino acids. The record is from RefSeq and is marked reviewed. Lineage: Eukaryota; Metazoa; Arthropoda; Insecta; Diptera; Drosophilidae.
AUUUCGCCCAACGACGAUUUAUCUAAAGUUGACUAUUUUAUUCCUACAAUGCAGAGGAACGGAAAGGAUAUAAUCCCGGAAAAAUUCGAUUUCGAGGAGGAGAUCGCUCGUCUGAUGGUCGAAUACGACCUGAUUGCUAUAGCUGAUCGGGAUGAAUCCGAAUCUGAGGACAGUGAAUUUGAUGACGACUCCGAUAGCCAAAUCUUUUCUACUUAUGAAGAGGACAGCUAGUAGUUGGGCAAACGCAAUGAUAUAUAUUUACAUGAUGGGGCUCUGGAUACUGCAUUUUUCACAUUUGCACGUUGUUGUUUAUCAAUAACUCCCAAUAAAGUGCUGUACCAU